Leguminivora glycinivorella is the source of this 1160-nucleotide messenger RNA. Its product is annotated as endocuticle structural protein SgAbd-6-like. The transcript has 3 exons. The record is from RefSeq and is a predicted model, not a curated record. The coding region runs from base 142 to 465 and encodes 107 amino acids. Lineage: Eukaryota; Metazoa; Arthropoda; Insecta; Lepidoptera; Tortricidae.
AAUUGACUCAGUUUCAGCCCAGCCCGAGCCACAAGCACCCGCGGGCCGCGUCCUCCUAUAUAAGGAGAUCUUGCAAAAUCGUCGCACAUUCGAACAUCAACCUGUCCAGGAAGUCAUCCUUUUGCAAUUCAUUCACACAUCAUGUUUUUAUUUCUGGUCCUCGGAGCAGUUCUGACGCAAUGUUGGGCGAGCCCUGCAGUGGCCGGGCAGGCGAAACCGCAGGUUAUACACUACGAGAUGCAAACGGCCGAUAUGCCCAACUCCUACAAUUUCUAUUACGACACGAGCGACGGCUCAUCACGGACGGAGCACGGCGCCAUCCUGAACCCCGGCACGGACCAGGCGGCGCUCGACGUACUGGGCACGGUGCGCUGGUACGACAACAAGGGACAGCUGUACGAGAUGUCCUACAAGGCUGGCAAGAGAGGCUACAGGACGGUCAUCAAGAAAGUCAAGCAACGCUAACGAAGCUUAGGAGCCCACAGCUUCCCAGAGCCUGGGUUUUUUCGUUUUAGGAAAAGUUACUCGAUAACGUCACGACAAAUAACAUUUAUUGUCAGAAAGUGAACAGCAUCCCUAAACGGUUACUCUAACUAAAACCAGAAAUUGGUAACAAUUCAACAACGUAUUCAAAAACGGCUAAAACUCGUGGUAGCGAUUUACUUCGCCGGUCCGCUCUGUCAGCUAUUUCCCACUUUUACCUGCUGAUAUUGUCAGGCGACAAGGGUACCCAGCCAACGUCACUAUCACUUCCGGUAAUAUCGUUAUCUUGGUACCCUAGUUAUGUUACCCUUUACUGUUAGUCAAUUUUGUCGUUCCAGAAUCAUUUUCUACAUAGUAAUUAAUUAAUUAUUGAAAAGAGAAACGACAGAUUAAAUAAAAUUUGCUGCAAAAAACUAUUGCCAAUUAAUUUAGAUAGAUAUGAUAUUAAUAGCAUGUUAAGACGAUACAGGAGCGAAAAUGCUAAAAAGGAAAAACUUUCAAAUUAGAAAUUUUAGUUAAAUAUAGUAAUGUUAUUAAUUAGAUUAUACGAAAACAAAUUGUCCAUUAAGAACAACUCAGUUAAAAGAUAUUCGAAUAUAUUUUUAUUCCAUUCGGCGUCGAGACCCUUGGUCCGUGGGGCCCUAGCGCUCUGAGUCUCUUCAAGGACUUAUCGAAGA